AAAAUAAUUAGGUGUUGAGCUAGACGUGUAGCUAGCAUUAGAAGUGAACUUAGCUAUGUUUAAAUGUGUUUUUUGUUGUCAUUCCAGCUCUUUUAUCAUUGUCGGAGGGAGACAUUAAAUAAGCAGCGCGAUAGUGCAGGCUGCUGCACACCCAGGCUGGUUGUAUAACGGGGAUUCACCUCAGCUGAACUUGACGCAUCGGGUACAUCGGCGGCGCAGGACGCACGGCGCAGUCUGCAGCCUGUGUGUCCCCAUUGAACCGAGCUGAAUGGCCGGCGAGAGAGACGCAGAGAGGGGGGAACAACUCUUUCGUGGCCCGGUAGCCGUUCUCGGAGAUUGUCUCCCAACAUAUUCGACAUGACGACAUUUUCAGCUUCUCAGCCUACAAAUAUUGUCGCAUUGUGCUUUUUAUUUUCUGCUCUUACUGGGUUCAGACACAUAAUAGAAGACGAGCCACCGUCUAGGAAAUAUAAAGCGCGCGGACUUGGACUUGGACACCUCUGAGGAAGAGACCAUCCAACUUGAACUUGACACCUAUCGCUCAGGGCAGCAGAGGACACAAGUGGAUGUGGAACCACAAGGCCUCAGAUGUUGCAAAGCAGAGAAGCUGGGUUUUCAGAGGAUCCAGUGAAAGGGGAGCAGGAGGGCGGAGCAGCAACGGGGCUUUUUCUGGGACAGAGAGGAUAUGUGGACAUACUGUGUGCAGCUACCGAAGCUUCUAACACAAUGAACGGUGGCGAUUUCGGCUCUUUACCCCGGAUAACUGAUGGCUGUGGUCCGUGUGCCAUGUACCUUAAAGACUCAGUGGACUCAUUAUUUCGGUAUGACUCUCAUUUUCCCGGUCAGACCUCAAUAUCAAGGACAAGGAAACCUGAGAGGAGGCGAGCCGACAGACCUGAAACCACCGCUGCAGCGACAGGGUGACAAGUGCAAGAGAGAUUCGGGAAGUAUUUGAUUUGUAACAAUUAAGGCAUGAAAAAAUAACAUCUCAGUUUGUAAAUACACAGUUAGACGCACAGUUCACUCUGCUCUACUCUCACAUCCAAUUGUAUUUCCUGUAAAUAUAGAAAGUAAAAGAAAAUAACAAAAAAAUAAAAUUAAAAGAGUGUUGAUAACAAACUUGUGAAUUUAAUAAAUGCAAUGAACCCUACUUACCAAAAGCUAGCACUUUGAGUUUAGGUUAAGUCAUUAAGAAAAUUAUUUUGAAUAUAGAUUAUCCAAUAAGAUUAUGAAGGUUUUUUUUUUUUUUUUUAAAGGUCAUAAUUGGCUUUUACAAUGAUUGAAAGUUUGUCAAAAUGUAAUUGAAGUUCUACCAAAAAAAUGUACCAUAGCAAUUUAAGUAAACCGUAUCCCCUGACAAAAGUGUUUUGAUAGAGAAGUAUCUGUUGUUACGGCCAUAGUGUUGAGAUAAAGAGAGAAAUAGGUGGCCUUGAUUUAAAAAGAACAUAUAUAUAAAUUAAUUAAUUACUUUUGAAUUUUUUCUGUUACUUUAAGAAUAAAAUAUCUACUUACAGUAUAUAUAAUACAGUAAUACCAGUAAAACAGUCAUAAUAUAUGAGCAGGAAGUUCAGGUUGUGUAUGUUAGACAAAAUCAACUCAAUUCAAAACACCACUUACUAACUUUUUCCAACUUUUUGGCGAACAUAUUUCAUUUUUCAGUCCUCAGAAAACAGUAGGUGUCAGUAUUGUUUUAUUACAUUAAACAGUGUUAGAAUUUUACACACAUCAUAUAUAUUAAGCCAUUUAUAAACGCACACUUUGCAGUUCAUCUGCAGUUUUGUUUCCUGUGUCUUUUACUGGGUUCCUGAAGGCUGUUUGUCGCAUUGAGCUUCUGUUCCCAACAGGUGGACAAUUGACCGAUGACACAAGUGACGCCUGCGGGAGAUAAACUGUCCUUUGGGGUGAGGUAGUAGGUUGUAUAGUUUUAGGGUCAUUCCCAAGCUGUCAGAUGACUAUACAACUUACUGUCUUUCCUGAAGCGACUGUGCUGGCAUCGUGAUCGUCAUUAUCAAAAAGGAAAAUACUACUUCACUGCAAAUGUUUGUUUUUCCCCUUUAAAUUUGGAUUGGUCUCUCACUCAAACAAUGCACUCUAUAGAAUAAUAGAGACUUUCCUCCUUUCAUAAAGUGCAUUGAUCAAAAACCAAAAUGGCCCUUUUCGAUUUCCUUUAUUAAAGUUAGACAGAAAGGAGGUAAUAUUGAGGAGCAGGUACUAAGUAGAAAGCAAUGUUAGAAAUUAUUUUAAAUUUUUCAGACAAGUCAGAUGUUGAUUUUAAGAAAUUAAUGCUACGACAAGUUUUGGGAAAAAUUUUCCUUACAUCAACAGCAAGAAGGCUAUCCAUUUUAAUUACCUGACGUAUUUCUGAAAUAUAGGCACUUUUUGGAAUUUUAAGCAGAACUUUUAAGCUUCAUUGGCUACUAAAUUGUAAAAAUUUAGGGGUCUCUUACUUCAGUUGGGCUUAUUAAAGUUUAAAAUACUUUAACAACAUGCUUCCAUCAGCUAAUACUUGAAUACUGGUUUUUCAUGUUCAGAAAUUUUAAC
Xiphias gladius (swordfish) is the source of this 2541-nucleotide messenger RNA. RefSeq lists its product as uncharacterized. The record is from RefSeq and is a predicted model, not a curated record. Bases 589 to 924 code for a protein of 111 amino acids. Lineage: Eukaryota; Metazoa; Chordata; Actinopteri; Istiophoriformes; Xiphiidae. The transcript is spliced from 8 exons.